CCACCGAGGGCCUCGACUUCUUCACUCUUCGACACUUGUCACUUGCACUUCUCUUCUCACGUACCAUAUAUUCGACUGUCUCUCUUUCAGACCCCAUAUUCCCACCACCCAUCACCGCUUUCAGCCAGCUGACAGCUGCCGCCCGCUUUGUCGCACGCGACUCAUAUAUCAACCUGCACCCGCCACUACCUCCCUUCCGGCACUGGCCUGCUCGAGUACCGGACUUCUAUUGUCCCUGGACUCCCUUCAUCGACCGUCGCUACACAAAUAACACCAUGGACGCGCCACUCUCAGACUCCGAGGCCGAGAUGGUCAUUACGCAAACAAACGACGACAUCCCAGAGGAAUCCGACAUAAUGCUCUCCGACACUGAGAACGGCCAGAUCUACGCACCGCCGCCCCGCAUAGCUGCGCGCUUCUACCGCUCCUCAAAUAGCCGUCGCAAGUCGUCGGCCCCCUCCUCGAGGCGCAACUCGAUCUCCUCCACCCAUUCCCACCAAUCGAACCGCUCCUUCCGAAACGUGUGCCAGAGUAAUCAUGUCGCACAGCAUCUUCGCCGCGCCUCUAUACUCGAAACCCGCAAGGCUCGCCUAGCUGAUAGGGCUGCCCAUGCCGAGCAGGUUCGAUUACGCGCUGCGCUUGCCAAAGCGACCCCUCGGGGCUCGAAUAGCGAGGAGAGAGCUCUAGCUGCACAGCAAGCUCGGGAGAAACACCUAGCACAAGUAGCAGCGGCAUGCGCCGAGGAAGUCAAACGGGCCAAGAAAGUGGCCGAGGACAUGAAAGAGAGGAAAGCCGCUGAAGAACGGAGGUAUAGACUAGAAAUGGAAGAGAAACUGGCCGACGCGGAACGACGGCGAGCAGAAUAUAAGAAGAGCACUCGAAGACCCCGAACCGCCAGCCUUUCUCCUACGAAUGAGAGCAAGAAGGCUAUUCCGGGUCAUACUCUCACCCCCGAAGAUGCAGCCAAGAAGAUCCAAGCCCUUUGGAGGUCCCGAUGGAGGAGGAACGUCGUCGGGGCCUUUGUGGAACUUGGUCUCUGUAUCGAUAAAGUCCACGAUGCGACUUUUGAAGAUAUCACCUCGAUCCUGGCCGAGGAGAAGCUGCUGAGUGCAACAUCUAAGAUCAUGUCUAUCUUCGGUUUAUUGACUGAAGGCGACGUGGCUGCGAAUGGGACGGCCGUUCGUACAUUUCUCAGUGCAUAUCUUAUUCUCGGACAUCCGGAGCACGUUUUCAGCAAAGAUGGCGACCAAGAGCAAGACUUGAUCAGGAAGGCCAAGGAUUUGGUUAUUUCAUUCGAAUCCGCUUUGCCCAGGCUUACGGCAUACAAUAACUACACCCCGGCGCCUAUCCGACUUGAAACCGUAAUACUUGCACAUGGUGCCUUCAUCACGGCUUUCAACGACUGGAAAGCUCGCGAUUCAUCAGCCAUCAUCGAGACUAUGGUGGCUACUUUUGUGAAUUUGGACGCUAUUUGGCAAAGCGUCAAAGACGAGACCGUGGACGAGGUCGCGAAUGAAUACAGAAUGGGCAUUCGGGACAACCAAGUCAUUUUACUCAGCAAGAUUAGGAAACUAGUUGGUCCCGAAAGAGCGAGUCUUCUUAUCAGGAAGGCCAUCCGCGAGAGCAGGAGGGCCAGACCUCGAAGGAGACCAGCUGGUGAUGUUCGCCCUCGAUUGGCUAUGGAAUCGUCUUCCCCAACGGGUUCAGUGACCUCUGCUGAAGUCACAGGACUAGAGGCUGAAGCGGCGUCGCAAUUGGCAGAGUCUCAGAGAACUGCCACCACAGACGGCUUCCAAGCCAGAGAAAUCACAAAGAUGUUCUCUGUUAUGCCUCACAACCGAAUCUUGGUACAUGAGCUCGCCAUCGACAAAGAUUUCCGCCUUGACCCAUCUCCCCAAGCUGAGCUCCGCGAGGCUAUGCAUAGGGAUCUUUGCGACUCUAUGUUGAAGGGAUUCGAGAAUGGCGAAGGCAAUCUCUGGACUAUGGCUAUGGCCGAAAACAUUCGAGAGAAGCUCCUUCGUCUGUUGAAGCCUGGAAACUCGAUGCAUACGCUUAUAUCAGAAGCCCUCGACCAGGAACACAUCAGCACUCAGCUGAAUCAGGGGCUCUUCUCGUACGAGAAGUUCUUCUCUUUUACUGCGUCAAUCCUUCCCAAGCUCUGCGCACCAGUCCGAGACGCAGAGGUCAAAGCAUUGGCAGACGAGCUCGUGGAAGAGGGUCCGCUUCCAGACAUGAUCGAGAAGAUCUUCAAGCUUCUCCACGUCAUCGACCUCCUAUCCCUCGACUACUCCAACUUCCUCCUCAUGAAUGCAGCCCCAACCCUGAUCAAAGAGUCUGCAGGCUACGAAGCCCGCUCCUUCGCCCAAGACCUCGACUCGGGCAAAACCACUCUCCAGAACACCCGCCGCUGGUGGCACAACGCCGCCGUAAACCUGCACACCGAAGCGGACCGCCGCGACCCAGCUAACCGGCCCACAACCGACAAGAUCUACGCGCGCGGCCUCGUCGACCUCGCCAUCGCCACGCCUCCCCUCCGCGACUCGGACCUCCCAGAAACCCUCGCGCUCGACCGCGUCCGCCUGCUCCGUAUCCGCGCCGACGCCGUCCGCAUCACCGCCAUCGGCGGCAUCCUCCUCACCGCCAAGAACCUCCUCAAGCGCGACGUGCGCUCGCCCUGGAAAGCUGAGGCCGCGCGCAUGUGGGACACGCUGAAGGACGGCUACGACGCCACCGACGCCGCUCUGUCCGCCAAGAUGCUGUCCAUGAUCGAGUCCUCGCACGCCAUGCCGCCCGCCACCCGCGCGCAGCUCGCCAGCACCAUCGCCCGCCUGCUCACGCAGGCGCAGAGCGGCAAGCUGACCGACCCCGUCAUGAAAGUGCUCUUCCAGCGCCUCAAGACACACAUUUUCAGCCGCAUCUCGGCGUCGAGCAGCGGCGAGCGCGUGCGGGCGGCCAGCACGGCGACGGAGGGCCUCGCGACGACGGGGCUGCCCGAGUUUAUCGGGCAGGUAGGCGAGAUUGUCGAGACAUUGGGGCGAGUGGCGGGCGUGGAUCGGCGCGCGCAUAGUGUGUGGUAUGAGCAGUUGUCCGAGGAGAUGGAGCGGUUGGGGCAGGAAAUUGAGGGGCAGGGGCAGACGGGGGGAGAGAGGUCGAUUGAGGCUUGAGCGAAUUUGCGAGUUCGAGUUCUUUUAUUUUUUGCGUAUGCGCGCGCUUUUCUCUUCAAGCGACUCGGUUCGUUUUCAGCAUCACGACUUUCCUUGGCCUCGACAGUACGGUACAGCACAUGGCGUAGGCGUUUUUCCCCCGAUCAGGUUGGGUAAUAAGGUUGCACAUGGACGUUUUUGAGUCGUCUGGGGCGCGG
Mytilinidion resinicola is the source of this 3361-nucleotide messenger RNA. RefSeq lists its product as uncharacterized. The record is from RefSeq and is a predicted model, not a curated record. Lineage: Eukaryota; Fungi; Ascomycota; Dothideomycetes; Mytilinidiales; Mytilinidiaceae. The coding region runs from base 276 to 3164 and encodes 962 amino acids. The transcript has a single exon.